Yamadazyma jaroonii is the source of this 1617-nucleotide messenger RNA. NCBI's taxonomy places the organism in Eukaryota, Fungi, Ascomycota, Pichiomycetes, Serinales, Debaryomycetaceae. The record is from the annotation of a GenBank genome assembly.
AUGAAGAUCAUAGAUCAGACCAAAAACACCAUAAGGAAACAGAAAGGAAAGGUAACAAAAAGAAAUCAAGUUCCUGGAUCAUCUAAGAUCACAGAAUUUCGGCUAGUUACGUCAAAAGUAGAUAUUGAACCUCAGCCAGAUUUGAUAGAUGAAGUAAAUCUUGACUUCACUUCUUUUCUCCAUCAGGAGCUUGAGUCACUCAUGCAACCAGCAGAGAAUUAUGGAUUUAACAUCACUAAUGAAUUCCCAAAUCAAGAUGAAGACAAUCAGAAUUGGAUAGAUAAUAUAAUGGACAACAUUCUGAAGGUCUCACCGGUGGAAUCUGAGAGUAUUUUCGAACCUCUUGAUUAUCAAAAUGAAUUCAGAUUAGUCAAUCAUUAUUGUCGUUCGAUGUGUGAAUUCUAUAGUGUCAAAGAACCUAAAUGGAACUUCUACUCGAUGGUGUCUAAUCAUUAUGCUUAUAGAUUCACCCCCUUAAGAUAUAGCUUACUUGCAUGGUCGGGACUUCAUCUCUCUAUUGUUGAAAAAUCUACUUCAUCACUCAGUAAGACGUAUUAUAAGACAGCGUUGACAUUGAUUAUGAAAGAGAAUUUUCACAACAGUUCUGUUCCAAUAGAAUUAUUAUUAGCAUCAGCUUACUUUUUAGCAUUAUAUGAUCUCAUGGAAGGUACGGGUAAUACAGUGUUCAUAUUAAAGCAUGUUUGGUCAACUUUGAGAGUAGGUAACAUUUUUGAAUCGGAAUUAAAUCAAUCAAAUGAUCAAAAAUUAAGUGCCUUUGGUUAUCAAAUUAUAACAUGGUUGAUUUACAUUGAUAUAAAGUCGGCAUUAUUUAUUGGAAACAUCAAUUUCCCUGAUUAUAUUUUCUUGGAUGACUCUAAAAAUCAGAAUUUAAAUAUUCAGUAUUUGACGGUUUCAGAAGUUUAUGAAUCUAAAACCGUGCUGAACAUUUAUCAGCACUCUCGUCAUGUUUUAAGUGAUAUUUAUGGAGAGUCUUAUCCCAAAAAGAAUAUCUUGACGGACAACACCCAGGAUAAGAUUUUGGUUUUGAUGGUGAAAAAUAUGUUAUUGUUAGGAUCCCUCAUUCGUUUAAGGUGCUGGUUAGAACUGUGUGGGAAUUCUACAGAUUUUGACCCCCAGUCCCUUGAAACGAAAAUCAAUAUGCUUCACCAAGAAAGUAUGAAAUUAUACCAAUAUGAGAAUGACAAAGAAGAUGUCACAUUGUUCCAUAUUCUAAUAAUAAAUGCCUUAAUACAUUCAUCUGUUAUAUAUUUCGAUAGGAUAUGUCAUCCAGAUAUUAGAACCAAUGAUAGGAGUCAGAAAUCAGCUGACGAAAUAUUGAAAAUAGCCUUGAAGUUGAAAAAUCUUCGAGGUAUUGAAACUCCUGGUUCACUCCAAUGGCCCUUACCUAUGUUCAUUGCAGGUAUAGAGACCACUCACGAUAUUCAGAAAGACUGGAUUCUGCAUGAGUUAGAUAACUAUGAAGAUGCGGGUUGGGGAUCACAAAUAGGGAAAAUGAAGAUUCUUUUACAGAAUACUUGGAAAGAACAAGACAAAGUCAAUUCUCGAGUUGAUGUGGGGAAAUUAAUGCACGAUAUCACCGGAUAUUUUGUUAUGUAG